Molecule: messenger RNA, 1749 nt
Organism: Micropterus dolomieu (smallmouth bass)
Lineage: Eukaryota; Metazoa; Chordata; Actinopteri; Centrarchiformes; Centrarchidae
Product: hemicentin-2-like
Exons: 6
Coding region: 7-1044 (345 amino acids)
Source: RefSeq, a predicted model, not a curated record
GUUCAGAUGCAGAUAAAGAGCUCCAGAGGAGACAGAGAGCUGAGAAGAGGUGAAAACAUCACUCUGUACUGCACUGCACUCUGUACCUUCCACCAACUGGAGGUCACCUGGUUCAGAGAUGGCCACGCCCUCUCAGUGUCUGGCCCCGCCCUCCACAUCAUCCCUCUGACUGCAAGGGAUUCUGGGACGUACACCUGUGGUUUGAAGGCCAGCGUCAGCAGCCUCUCCCUGCCGUACAGCCUGAAGGUGGAGGCUGAAGGUGCUGUGGGUGUUGGUGUGAACUAUCCAGCUCCUGUUUGUGCUGUGACAGGAUCGACCGUCACCCUCCCCUGCACCUUCACACCUCUGAAGUUUUUCAUUCAGAAUGGAAGAGCAGUUUCGAUUGAGAUCAUCAGAGUCAUCUGGUGCCAGAACGAUGAUUAUUGUGAGUUCCCUGCCCCGUCUGUGUUUGACAGCAGUUCACAAAACAACAACCCUCGUUACAAAUACCUGGGAGACAAGAAGGGAAACUGCACUUUACAGAUCACAGAUGUACAGAAGGAAGAUGAGGGAAGUCUUCGCUUCAGAAUGGAGGCUGACUACACCAGAGCACAUUUUACUGGACCUCCAGGAGUGAGAGUCACAGUCUCUGAUGUUCAGAUGCAGAUAAAGAGCUCCAGAGGAGACAGAGAGCUGAGAAGAGGUGAAACCGUCACUCUGUACUGCACUGCACUCUGUACCUUCCACCAACUGGAGGUCACCUGGUUCAGAGAUGGCCACGCCCUCUCAGAGUCUGGCCCCGCCCUCCAGCUCGGUCCGCUGACUGCAAGGGAUUCUGGGAAGUACACCUGUGGUUUGAAGACCAGCAGCAGCAGCCUCUCUCUGCCGUACAGCCUGAAGGUGAAGGAAGAGGAGAAAGAGGAGGAAGGAUCCAACAGUGGAUCAGUUGCCCCUCUGCUGAUUGUUCGUCUGGUUCUCUUCACUCUGUGCUCUGUGCUCAUCGUCAUAGCGGCAUCCAUCAUCAUCAGAAGGAAGUGUUUGCAGGAAGCAGCAGCAGAGAGCUGAAAGACGUGACGCCUCCAGACUCUGAUGAGCAGCUGUGACGUCCAGACGGCCGAGGCCAGACUGUCUGACAUCCUCACAUCAUCAUGUCGGUCCCUGUUUUACUGAGCAGGAAUCUUUCUGUAGAUUUACAAGACGUCAAAAUGGUGUCAGAAUAUAUGUUUACCUUUGUAAUAUUGACCAUCUUAGAGAGGUGUUCUGUAGUUUUCAGCGGCCCCUAGCUGUGUGGUUUUUAGAUUGCAACCAGGGAUGUGCUUGUAUGUAUUUUCUCAGCCUGCUCGUUAUAUGACUGCAUUUAGCCGCCGUCACACAUCAACGUUAGCUCCCUGCGGCUUUUCAAUAACUGUAAGGUAUCUUUAGCUCAGCUAUGUGAGCGCAGCUAAAUGUAUUGGAUGAGAACAAAAAUAUUACAAGUUAUUUUGUUGCCACAACUGAUUGUUAUGUGGCUCACGUUAGUUACAGAAGGUGGAGAAGCUGUGGACCUGCUGAUAAUUAUUUAUCUACUAUCGUGUACUUGCCUUCUCUGGCAUUACAACGUCCACUAGGACAUGUCAGGAUUAAUGUGUGUAUGAAAUUGUUACGCCUCUACGUGGAGUUUUCAAGGUGAGGGUUUGCUCGGGGCCAGAUGUCUGAUACUGCUCUAGGUGGUGAGCCAGCUGAUGUUUGUGCUUCUCUGUUGUUUCUCCUUUAAUAAAUACCAGAAGACAA